Trypanosoma conorhini is the source of this 387-nucleotide messenger RNA. Its product is annotated as As/Sb Reductase. Gene Ontology annotation, cellular component: cytoplasm; nucleus. The record is from RefSeq and is a predicted model, not a curated record. The transcript has a single exon. Gene Ontology annotation, molecular function: protein tyrosine phosphatase activity. Lineage: Eukaryota; Euglenozoa; Kinetoplastea; Trypanosomatida; Trypanosomatidae. Bases 1 to 387 code for a protein of 128 amino acids.
AUGGCCGCCGACUACACGUACAUGGACCCGGCCGAGCUGGCCGCCCUCUUGGAUGACGCGGAGGAGUGCGCCAGCGUCGCCGUCAUUGACUGCCGCGACGACGACCGUUGCGACGGCUUCAUCGUGGGCUCCAUUCACUUCCCGUCGCGGACGCAGUCGGAGCAGCGCAUCCACGAACUCGCGGCCGCCCUGGAGGAGGAGGGCCGGACGGUGAUUGUCUUUCACUGCAACCUCUCGCAGGUUCGGGGGCCGAGGGCGGCCAUCCGAUUUGCCGCGGCCCUGCGUGAGCGGGCGAUAUGCACGCUCUCCGUGUACGUCCUGCGGGGUGGUUGGGACCGCUUCUACGCGGUGUACGGCGAGAGCAGGCCGGAGCUAAUCGCCUACUGA